AUGGCCGCCCCAGCGGAGAACCAGCAGAAUGCUGCAUCCCAGCAAAUGCAAGACCCAAUUGUGCAGGUCCAAGAGCCAGAUCAGGGUAAAGAUUCCCAGUCUGUGGCGUCAAACUUGGAUGGAGCUGCCAAUGCGGCCAAAGGCAAAAGGAAGAGGGUUGCAAAAGGGAAAAAAAAUGUAGGUGAAGAAGGCAAUCAGGAGCCUGCUUUCAAGUGGACCGACAAUGGCAUUGAAGCUUUGAUUGACGCCUGGGGACGGAGGUAUGCACGUCUGAAAGGUGGAAACUUUACAGUCCACCAUUGGGGGGGCGUUGCUGAAGAUGUGAGUGCCUUAAGCGAUUGUCAGGUCACAGCCCAGCAAUGCCAAGACAAGCUGGACGCACUCAAAAGGAAACACAAGAAAGCAAAAGAGGAUAAGGGGAAAACAGGGUCCGACGGGAAGGUGGCCAAAGGGUGGAAGUGGUUUGAUCCUAUGGACGACGUGAUCGCAGGUCGGGCAAAGUCUGCGGGUGUCCCCGGUGCUGUGGAUGCAGGCGUGCCAAAAGUCCACGCGGAGAAAGUGCAGAUCAACUCGGACGAUGAGGGGGACCAGGAGGAAGAGAACGGGGAAGACAUCCCGGAGAGAGUGCGCUCCGGCGAGCCGGAGCAGGAUGAUUGGGAGGCAGAAGAUGAGCGUCCGCAGAAGGAUGGACCAGAGGCAAAUGCAAAGGGCAAAGUCUCCGCUGGCAGGACCGCAGGGCGCAAGAGCAGUUUUGGCAAAGAGGAGGGCUCCGUAUCAAGCCCCCGCAGCAAAGCAGCCAGUCUGCCUGGCGUGUCGGGGCAGCCUGUGGGCGGAACUGGCGGGAGGAAAGGACGCAAGUCAGGCUACUUUCCGCCAACCGCCCCUGCGCCGCGGCCAUUCAACGCCCCUUUAGGGGGUUUGAACCAGUUCCAGGCUGCGGGGUCUGUGCCCCCGGCAUCCAGCACCGGGCCCUUAGGGAGCAACCCCGCCCCCCCGCCGUCCUUCAAUGACGCCGCUACUGAUGAGCAUGCAACGAGCAUGGGUCCUGGCGCUGCUGAUGAGCCUGCAGCAGAUGCUACUUGA
Messenger RNA from Klebsormidium nitens, 1083 nucleotides. The record is from the annotation of a GenBank genome assembly. NCBI's taxonomy places the organism in Eukaryota, Viridiplantae, Streptophyta, Klebsormidiophyceae, Klebsormidiales, Klebsormidiaceae.